Messenger RNA from Propithecus coquereli (Coquerel's sifaka), 6815 nucleotides. RefSeq names its product tubulin, gamma complex associated protein 6 (gene TUBGCP6). Bases 1 to 5148 code for a protein of 1715 amino acids. Gene Ontology annotation, biological process: microtubule nucleation; cytoplasmic microtubule organization; meiotic cell cycle. The transcript is spliced from 25 exons. The record is from RefSeq and is a predicted model, not a curated record. Gene Ontology annotation, cellular component: gamma-tubulin complex; spindle pole; centrosome. Gene Ontology annotation, molecular function: microtubule minus-end binding; gamma-tubulin binding. NCBI's taxonomy places the organism in Eukaryota, Metazoa, Chordata, Mammalia, Primates, Indriidae.
AUGGCCAGCAUCACCCAGCUCUUCGAUGACCUGUGUGAAGCCCUCCUGCCUGCUGCUAAGACUCACCUGGGCCAGCGCAGGGUGAACCGGAAGAGGGCAAAGCAGAGUCUCAAGAGGGUGGCCUACAAUGCUCUUUUCACAAAUCUUUUUCAAGAUGAGAUGCAUCAGCUGCAGCCUGACCUGUCAAAACUCCCAGUGAGAAACAAGAUCCUCAUGUUGUCCUUUGACUUGAGAGUGGGUGGCCUGGGCCCCGAGGCAGACCGUUUGGAGGAGCUUGUGGAGGAGCUUGAAGCAGCUCCUUGCUGUCCGGUUGCGGAGGUGGGGUCUGUUUUGGAUCUCCUGGUUCAGCUGGCAGGGAGUGGUCCCCCUCAAGUACUGCAAAGAAAACGGGGCUACUUCCUUAACAACAAACAUGUUGGGAGAAACGUUCCAUAUGGCGGGUACGAUUGCUAUGACCUGAGUGUGUUUGAGAUGGACAUUCAGUCUUUGAUAUCCAGAGAGGAAUCUUUGUGUCACAGCAUGACCCAGGAAACACUUCAGGUUAUGGAGGCUGCCCCAGGCACUGGCCUGCCCACUGUUGGGCUCUUUUCAUUUGGUGACCCUUGUAGUGACAGAUUUGAGAGAGACACCCGGGUCUCGCUCUUUGGUGCCCUUGUGCACAGCCGCACUUACGACAUGGAUAUUCGACUGGACCUGCCUCCGGUGCCAGACAGUGCAGACCUGUCUGGACUGGCCAUUAAGGUUCCUCAGAGCGUGGAUCAGUGGGAGGACGAAGGGUUCCAGUCAGCGUCCAAUUUGACGCCUGAUUCCCAGUCUGAACCCAGCGUGACCCCAGACGUGGACCUGUGGGAAGCUGCACUCACGUAUGAGCCCAGCAAGCGGAGGUGCUGGGAGCGAAUCGGAUGCCCCCCUGGCCACAGAGAGGAGCCCUACCUUACGGAGGCAGGAAGGGACGCCUUCGACAGGUCCUGCAGGCUCCGCCAAGGCGAGCUGCAGAUGCUCAGCGGGGGCCUCCUGCAGGCCCCGCAGCCCGUGCUGGUGAAGGAGUGCGAGCUGGUGAAGGACGCACUGAACGUCCUGAUCGGGGUCGUGUCCGCCACGUUUUCCCUCUGCCAGCCGGCCCAGGCCUUCGUGGUGAAGCGCGGCGUCCACGUGUCAGGAGCGUCUCCCGAGAGCAUCAGCAGCCUUCUCUCGGAGGUGGCUGAAUACGGGACGUACUACACACGCCUGAGCCACUUCUCCCUGCAGCCCGUCCUGGACUCCUCAUACAGCAAGGGCCUCGUGUUCCAGGCCUUCACCAGCGGCCUGAGGAGGUACCUGCAGUACUACCGGGCCUGCGUUCUCUCCACACCGCCCACCUUGAGCCUCCUCACCAUCGGCUUUCUCUUCAAGAAACUGGGCCGACAGCUCAGGUACCUGGCUGAGCUCUGUGGCGUGGGCACUGCGCUCCCGGGAGCCAGCGGAGGAGGGCCCAGGGCUGCGUUCCCCACGGGAGUGAAGCUGCUGUCCUACCUGUACCAGGAGGCGCUGGACAACUGCAGCAAUGAGCACUACCCUGUGCUGCUGUCCUUGCUGAAGACCAGCUGCGAGCCCUACACGCGGUUCAUUCACGACUGGGUGUACAGUGGGGUCUUCAGAGACGUUUACGGCGAGUUCAUGAUCCAGGUGAACCACGAAUACCUGGGCUUCAGAGACAAGUUUUACUGGACCCAUGGCUACGUGCUCAUUUCCAAGGAGGUGGAGGACUGCGUGCCCGUGUUCUUGAAGCACAUCGCCUACGACGUGUACGUCUGCGGCAAGACCAUCAACCUGCUGAAGCUCUGCUGCCCCCGGCAUUACCUCUGCUCGUCCGACACCCCUGUCCCUCGCAUCUCGGUGAUCUUCUCCCUUGAGGAGCUGAAGGAGAUUGAGAAGGACUGUGCUGUCUACGUGGGGCGGAUGGAGAGGGUGGCUCGUCACAGCUCCAUCAGCAAGGAGGAGAAGGAACUACGUAUGGAAAUUGCAAAGCAAGAGUUGAUUGUCCACGCCCGGGAGGCAGCGUCCAGGGUGCUGAGUGCGCUGAGUGACCGGCAGAUGUCGGAACAGAUGGCCUUGGACGCCCGGAAGCGAGAGCAGUUUCAGAGGCUGAAAGAGCAGUUUGUGAAGGACCAGGAGCGACGCCGGGCGGCCAGACAGGAGGAGCUGGAUGACGACUUCAGCUACGCCCGCGAGCUCCGCGACAGGGAGAGAAGGCUGAGGGCCCUGGAGGAGGAGCUGGAGAGGAAGGCGAGGCAGGCGCUGGUCGACCAUUACAGCAAGUUGUCCGCGGAGGCGGCUCGGCGGGAGCAGAGGGCGCUGUGGAGGAUCCAGAGGCACCGCCUGGAAAGCGCGCGGCUUCGCUUUCUCGUAGAAGAUGAGAAGCGCAUCCAGGGCAUGCUGACAGACGUGUCGGAGGUUCACAAGCCCCAGGAGCUGCUGGCCAUCCUCCCGAGUGAUUGCUCCCAGGCCGUGUCUCUGGGUCCUGAGCACGCAGACGGAGGCCGAGGCUGUGAUUCCAGGCUCAGAGAGCAGCACUUGGCAGCCUGGCAUUGCCCCAGCAGGCCGAGCAUGCCGACGCCACAGCUCCUGGAGGCUGCAGCGGUGGGGGCUGGUGGCACGGGGCCCCAGCAGGUGGCGGGGGCUGAGCAGCCUGUGCAAACCAGCGAGGUCCCGCUCCUGGAGGAAGUGCUGCAGACCAUCGGCUCAGACCCGCCCUCCUCGGCUCUCGGGGAGACACCUGCAGCAGCCAGCACUCAGCCCUCCGAGCUGCAAGAGUACGACUUCAGUACUAUCCUGCGGCCAGCUGUGGCCACUGCGCCUUCACCAGGGCCCUUCCUGGCUGCAGAGGGCUGCUUGGGCAGCUUGGAGCAGCCGGUGUGGGGGGACACCUGCAUGCAGCUGGAUGCACGUGUCCCUGACACACAGGUGGCUCUGCCCCAGCCACAGCCACCCGACCACGUCAGUCCUGACGGGAGCAGCCGCCCCACAGAGCAGCUCUGUGGGCACCUGUCGGGGGCUGGUGUUCCCACAGAAGGCUGCGCUCCUGGAACAGCUCCCUCCCGGCCACGGUGGAACAUCCACGGACAUGUGUCAGACGCCAGCAUCAGGGUUGGGGAGAACGUGUCAGAUGUGGCUCCCACUAGGCCACGGUGGAACGUCCACGGACACGUGUCAGAUGCCAGCAUCAGGGUUGGGGAGAACGUGUCUGACGUGGGUCCCACUAGGCCACGGUGGAACGUCCAUGGACACGUGUCAGAUGCCAGCAUCAGGGUUGGGGAGAACGUGUCAGACGAGGCUCCUACUCGGCCACGGUGGAACGUCCACGGACACGUGUCAGAUGCCAGCAUCAGGGUUGGGGAGAACGUGUCUGACGUGGCUCCCACUAGGCCACGGUGGAACGUCCACGGACACAUCUCUCAGUCCCACAUGCUGCCUGGGCCACUGUCACCAGAAGCUGAGCCCAACAUACCCACGCCCCACCAGAUCCCCCCUGGCCAGCUGUCCCAGGCAGGCCUCAGCCUGGGGACACAGAGCCCUGCCCUGGAACAUGGGCCACAGUCCCCUGUAGAAACGGUGCUGUCCAUCUGCUCCUCCAGCUCGGGCAGCAGGGAAGAGAGCAGCCUCCAGACCUCGCCCUCUGCCGUGGCCAAGCCCGAUGUGCUGGGAGACGGCGUCCCCGAGGAGCCAGGCCCCGGGAGGAGUGGAGGCGCUGAGGACCUGUCUCCAAGUUGGCCUCUGAACCCACAGGAAGACACAGCUGCCCCGAGCAGCCCAGGCUGUGGCAAGGAGGUGGUGGAGGCGGAGGCGGAGGCAGAGGCGGAGGCGGAGGCCCGGCGCUGGGGCCGGGAGCAGGCCUACCUGGCAGGCCUGGCCAGGCAGUACCCGCUGGAGCAGUACCCGGACAGCUACGAGUGCAUGUCGGAGCCUCCUGCUGCCCACCUGCUACACCACGUGCGCCCGCGGGCCUUCGCCUUCCCUGUGGACCCCCACGUCCAGUCCGCCGCGGACGAGACUGCGGUGCAGCUGAGCGAGCUGCUGACGCUGCCCGUGCUCAUGAAGCGCUCCCUCACGGCCCCGCUGGCCGCCCACAUCUCCUUGGUGAACAAGGCCGCGGUCGACUACUUCUUCGUGGAGCUGCACCUCGAGGCGCACUGCGAGGCCCUGCGGCACUUCCUGCUGAUGGAGGACGGCGAGUUCGCGCAGUCCCUCAGCGACCUGCUCUUUGAGAAGCUCGGGGCCGGCCAGACGCCGGGAGAGCUGCUCAACCCGCUGGUCCUCAACUCCGUCCUGAGCAAGGCCCUGCAGUACAGCCUCCACGGGGACACCCCGCACGCCGCCAACCUCUCCUUCGCCCUCAAGUACCUGCCGGAGGUGUUCGCGCCCAAUGCCCCGGACGUGUUGAGCUGCCUGGAGCUCAGGUACAAGGUCGACUGGCCCCUCAACAUGGUCAUCACCGAGAGCUGCCUGGGCCAGUACAGCGGCAUCUUCUCCUUCCUGCUGCAGCUGAAGCUCAUGAUGUGGACGCUCAAGGACGUCUGCUUCCACCUCAAGCGCACAGGUAAGACUGCGCGGGACCCGCCCCGGGCCCGGGCCGCCGCUCACCCUCUGCUCUGCCCUCGUCCAGCCCUGGUGAGCCACGUGGCCGGCUCCGUGCAGUUCCGCCAGCUGCAGCUGUUCAAGCACGAGAUGCAGCACUUCGUGAAGGUCAUCCAGGGCUACAUCGCCAACCAGAUCCUGCACGUCACCUGGUGCGAGUUCAGGGCCAGGCUGGCCGCGGUGCGUGACCUUGAGGACAUCCAGCGCGCCCACGCCGAGUACCUGCACAAGGCCGUCUUCAGGGGCCUGCUGACGGAGAAGGCGGCGCCGGUCAUGAACAUCAUCCACAGCGUCUUCAGCCUCGUGCUCAAGUUCCGCAGCCAGCUCAUGGCGCAGGCCUGGGGCCCGGCCGGCGGGCCUCGGGGCGCUGAGCACCCGAACUUCGCCCUCCUGCAGCAGUCCUAUAGCACCUUCAAGUACUACUCCCACUUCCUGUUCAAAGUGGUGACCAAGCUGGUGAACCGCGGCUACCAGCCCCACCUGGAGGACUUCCUGCUGCGCAUCAACUUCAACAACUACUACCAGGACGCCUGAGGGCCUGCUCCGCGCGGACGCGAGGAAUAAAGAAAAAGCCGGUGUUCCCAGCCGCCGCUUCACGGCCAUCUCUCCAACGCCAGCGCUGCCCCUCACUCGCCGGCUCCAACGGCAGGAGCAGGGGUACGGAGGUGUCCACUGCGCGGCCCGCACAGCGCAAAGCACUCGGGAAGCCACUGGCCACGAAAGCCACCCGCAAGAGUGCGCCCUCUGCUGGGGUGAAGCACCGUGGCCCCGGCCGUUCUCCGAAACCCGCUGCGCUUCUCGCUCGCAAUGGCCCCUUCUGGGCUCUGGUGCCAGACGGUGCUAGCUCUCCACGCGGGGGCCUGGAGGCCUCUCUGGUUGGCCGGUUUGAAGACGCCAGCCUGCGUGCUGGCCACACCGAGCGGGACAGAAGCAGGUACUGAAGUUUUUCCAUUUUCAUUUGUAUGUGAAUUUUUAACAUAAACGUGGGGACAUAAAGCAGGAACGCAGGUCAAAAUGCUUCCGUGAACGAGUCUUGCAGUUUGACUUACAACAACGAUAAGUAAACCUGUUAAACUUUUCUGGACAAUGCCAGCAUUUGGGUUUUUGAAAAAUAAGAGAAUUGUUAUUGACGGGAAAAGGAAAAGCAGAAUAUAAGAAAGGACAGUGUCGGCGGCCUGGGCGGGCCUCGCGCUCAGCGCCUGCGGGUGAGGGGCAGGCUGGACAUGCGGACCCCAAGCGAACCCACGCAGCGAGCGUGGCGCCGCGGCCGCGGCCAGACCCGGGCUGGGACGCAGCGGUGUCCAGGACCCUCCUGGGCAAGAAGGCACCUGCGACAACUUAGAAACGUCUCUCUGAAGAAUAAAAACUCCUGGGAAGACAAUGUGCACGACCUCCGUCAUGCCCGGACGCCUAGGCCGAGCGGCGGCACGACGGGGCGCACCUGGACCUGCCACACCCUUAUCUGGGAGCCUGAGUGUGAGCCACACCUUGGACACCUGGCCUGGCCAGGCAGUCACCACAGGCUCUCAGGUGUGGCAAGGCUGCUCCGGGACUGCGCCAGCCCGGGCCAGGGGCCCAGAGGCCCCUCAGUCCCACCUGCUCUCCGCCUGUCUCCUCCUGCAGUGUGGGAGGAACUGUGCCAGGGCCUGAAGGGCCAAGGUCACCUGUGCCGUGGCUCCACCCCUCCCUGGCUGUGGGAUCAGCCCUCCGCCCAGCUAGAUGCCACGCUAAGCCCGGAGCCAGUGAAGCCGGCACGGCCAGCGCUGGUCCUGAGUCUGGCGAAAACGACCCUGAAACAGGCAGUCUUGUCGGCCAGACCGGAUGUGGCCGCACAGCAAGGGCGGAGGCCCGGGGGUGGACACAGCCGACGGCCCCUGCGUGCAUCAGCACUGGCGCCCCCAGGUGGCUCCACGAGGAAGGAGCUCCUCCGCGCCAGCCAGGAGGGGCCGCUCCAACGCCCCGGCACCCGCAGCAGGCAGCAGAAACACCCCCCAAAACCCACACCGCGCGCGCCACUAGGACUGGGCUCAGGCCACUCACAGCCACUCUGGACUUUGGCCUCGAGUCCUGGAGAACUUCUGAGGCCAGGGACCCCGGGACACACUGCGGGGAGGUACGUGGGGCCUCAGUAAGGGUCAAAUGACUGAUCCCUUCUUUUUCAGUUGUUUAUCGUGGUCAAGGACACAUAAAAUUUACCAUCU